AUGUCCGGGGAUACUCUCUUCAAGCGCAUACCCUGUCAAAUCGAUUUUUGCAGCCCUCGCAGCCAAUCUUGUGGCCACUCGAGAGAAGCGAACACGGAGCUGAAGUACUGCUGGCGUAGGCACACCGUUGCCGCCGCCAAUCAUUCUCGGCAACAUGACCGAAGCGCUCAAGAGCUGCAGGCCAACCAUAUAGGCGGUCUUGCGUGUGCUACCCGUUGUGGCGCUGCAGGCUCUAGACCCGAGACUCGCCCUCAAUCCACCCGGACGUUUGCACCAGAGUCGUCUGAUCGCAUCAUGAACGUGUGGGCUUCUGACCCCUCCGCCCAGACACCGCUUCCACUCGGUCUGCGUCCGGCGCCACCUAAACGUGGCCGCCCGGCAAAAGAUGCCACGCCUCUUUGGACAGAUGCAGCAAUGCAAGAGCUGUCCACCAUUCGUCUAACGAAUACUGAUGGAACAGCUGCAAAGCCAAACUUCCACAAGGCUAGAAACUCGGUCGAGAUAGGUGCAGCUUGGAUUCUGGUGGCCAAUAUACUGAGCAAAAGCCAAAGCAGAACAUACACUGUCUCGCAGUGUAAAGAGAAGAUUAAGUGGCUGCGCUGCAAGUGGGCUUUGUAUCGAGAAGGCCGCUCCGAGACGGGUAAUGUGCCAAGAGCACAAGAUCCUCCUUGUCUCGAAUUAAUGAUGGAGCACUGGGCUCCUCGUGAAGGGAUGCAGAAUACGGCGCUCUGCGACGCAGGGACAACGCACUCGGAUGAGGGCGACAGCAGUAGAGCCGAAGGGGAGACUAGCAGCACGCGAACCAGCAAGCGCACUUGCUGA
This is a messenger RNA of Phytophthora nicotianae INRA-310, 822 nucleotides long. RefSeq lists its product as hypothetical. NCBI's taxonomy places the organism in Eukaryota, Oomycota, Peronosporomycetes, Peronosporales, Peronosporaceae. Bases 1 to 822 code for a protein of 273 amino acids. The transcript has 5 exons. The record is from RefSeq and is a predicted model, not a curated record.